UUUCAUCUGCAGCAGCGAUGAGUUCAGCUCAGGCUCUGAGAGAGUUUAUCAACCAGCGACUCACAGCUGCUGCUGGAGAAAUCUUCACCGCGUUUCAGCAAACUGUCGUCCAGUAUGAGGAGGAGAUCGAGCGGCAGCGCAGACUGUUGGAAAGCAGCUGCAGCUCUGAGACCAAGUUACGGAGAGCAGAGCUCUCACAGCUCCAUGACAGCAGAGAGGAACAGCUCUGUAAAGAGGCAACAUACUGUCUGGAACAACAGGAACCAGAACCUCCUCUCAUCAAAGAAGAAGAAGAAGAAGCAGGACUUCUACAGCCCAAAGAGGAGCAGGAGGAACCAGAACCUCCACAGAUUGAGGAACUGGGGACCAGCCGGGGGGGAGAGCAGCUCAUACUGAAGUUUGAAAGUGAUUCCUUUAAGGUUCCUUCUGUUGAGGAUCAAAGUGACCUGAGUGAACCAGAAGAGUCGCCGGACACUGAGCAGUUCCUCUCUCAGGACUCUGAAGUCCACCAUGUGAAAAAGCAUCUGGACCCAGAAUCAACUGGAAAUGCAGAGCUGAAAAAAAUCAGCAUGUUUCAUAGUGACGGUGUGGAGAAGAUUCCUGAGUCAGAGAAGCAGGAUGAAUGUGGAAAACCUCUUUAUAAGGAAACAAAUCGGGAAAUUGUCCAUAAAAAACAUGAAGAAUGUCCAAACCUAAGAACUGUCACUGAUAAGAAGAAAACACUUUGUGAAAUCUGUGGUAAAAGUUACAAACGACAGAAUGAUUUAACGGUCCACAUGAGAAGUCACACAGGGGAGAAGCCGUAUUCUUGUAAAACAUGUGGAAAAAGUUUCAGCCGGCAGAGUAAUCUAUUGGUCCACAUGAGACGUCACACCGGCGAAAAACCGUAUUCGUGUGAAACAUGCGGGAAAAAGUUCGGCCAACACAGCGUUUGGAAGCGCCACUUGAGAACCCACAGCGGCGUGAAGAUGUAUUCCUGUGACAUUUGUGGCCGAGGUUUCAGUAUGCAGGGCAAUUUGUCGGUCCACAUUAGAACUCACACGGGUGAGAAGCCUUAUUGUUGUAAAAUGUGCGGUAAGAGUUUCAGUUUACAGUGUAAUUUACUGCGCCACAUCAAAACCCACGCAGGCCAGAAGCUGUAUUCAUGUUAGGUUUGUGGAAAAAGUCACACUGUGCAAAGUGCUUUGUUGCAGCAGGUGAGGACUCAGGUGAAACGCUGUGCUCUUGUGAAACGUGGGAGAAGUCUCAGUGUUCAAAGGAGGUUUUUCAGCCACCAAAGCUCAUACAGGUGAAAUAAUAAUAUCCUGAAUUACUUGGGACAAACAUUCUUAUGGUCAAGCUUCAGCUCAUGUUAAAUUUAGUUAAAUUUAUUGUUCUUUCUAGUUUUGUCCACAUGAGCUGCAGACUUGCUCCGUCCCCUUGUUCUUUUGUUAUUGUUCAUGUCAUCCUGUGCUUUUGUGUGUGUCACGUUAUGUUCUUGCGCAUUGUAGACAGUAAGCGUGAUCUGAGCAUGUAUGGAAUAAAGUUUGGCGUUUGUGCCGGUUGAGCGAC
Salarias fasciatus (jewelled blenny) is the source of this 1551-nucleotide messenger RNA. RefSeq names its product zinc finger protein 554-like. Bases 18 to 1151 code for a protein of 377 amino acids. The record is from RefSeq and is a predicted model, not a curated record. Gene Ontology annotation, molecular function: RNA polymerase II cis-regulatory region sequence-specific DNA binding; DNA-binding transcription factor activity, RNA polymerase II-specific. Lineage: Eukaryota; Metazoa; Chordata; Actinopteri; Blenniiformes; Blenniidae. Gene Ontology annotation, biological process: regulation of DNA-templated transcription. The transcript is spliced from 2 exons.